Drepanopeziza brunnea f. sp. 'multigermtubi' MB_m1 is the source of this 516-nucleotide messenger RNA. RefSeq lists its product as uncharacterized. The record is from RefSeq and is a predicted model, not a curated record. Lineage: Eukaryota; Fungi; Ascomycota; Leotiomycetes; Helotiales; Drepanopezizaceae.
AUGAACAGGACAAUGCACCGCGCCUCAUCGUGGAAACAAACCUCCAUCAUCAUCAUCCUUGUCGCUCUCACUCUCCUCGUCACUAUCACCUUCCUCGCAUUCCCCAGCAGCAGUUCGAGAGAAUCAUCAUCCACGAUGGCCAGUUCAGCAGCAGCAGCAAGCGGGUCGGUCGUCGGAGAGGGGAGCAUCGUGCACAUUGUAAUGUUUCAGUACCAAGAAGGGACGAAGGAGGAGGUUAUUCGGGAUGUGAACACGAGGAUGCUAGCGCUGAAAGACAGCUGCGUGCACCCGACGACGAAGAAGCCCUAUGUCAAGAUGGGUAUGGGCGGGAAGCAGAAUAGUCCCGAGGGAUUGACUGGAGACAUCGAGUACAUCUUCGUAGAAGAAUUCGCCAGUGCAGCCGAUCGCACGUAUUAUCUCGAGGAGGACCCGGUGCAUCUGGCUUUCGUGAAGAGUCUUGGUAGUGGCGUGGUUAAGAAGGUGCAGGUGGUUGAUUUCAGCCCGGGGGUUUUCUAG